AUGGAGGUGUGUGCUCAACCGGUUCAACCCCCUCACCAGUUGACAAACGUCGCCGCCUACCUGGCCGACCUGUCAGCACAGGCUGACAAUCUCGUGAGCCUCUUGCACGAGAUUCAGCAGACCGACCGUCAAACAGAAUCAGGACAUGGUUACCACGGUCUCGUUCCGCCGAACCAGUUCUUCCCGUCAUCACAAGCUGCCAAUCUCAAGGGCUCUUUUCGUCAAUUUCACCAAGCCGGUCUUCCAGCGGGUUCAGGAGCUUUCAACCCGGCAGUCGCUCUUGCGUGCCCCCCGCCUGGCCAGUUCAUUCAGUCGGCACAGGCUCAGAAUCUCGGAGCCGGUUUGCGCCAGCUUCAGCAGACGGAUCGUCCAUCGGGUCCAGUAGCCCCUCCAUCCGAUUUCGCCAAUGCGCGAAGCUUUCCUGACCAAGCCUUUCAGUGCACAGCGGCCAACUUGCGACAAGGACCGGAGCUGGCACCAGGAAGAUGGUUGGAUCCGCAAGGUGGAGAGCUGUCGGCCAGAUCCCCACAAGCAGCGGAUUUUGCUUCUGGCACCCACGCCACAGGCGUCGCGAGUUCUGGGUACGCAGCGCAGCCUGCAAUGCAGAUUGCGACUCACCCGAAGCCUGCAUCCCUCGAUGCCGGCUGCACAGAGCAGAAAGUUGAGGAGACUUCCGAGCCCAAAGUGCCGCAUCCUCCUUCUCGUUCCAAGGGCCCCCAUGAACUCGGCCUCUGUGAGCGCUACAAUGCCGGCUCUCUGGGUCACCCUGAGCUCUGUAGGAAGCCUUGUCUGUUCCAUGAGAGGGGCGAAUGCGAGAACGGCUCCGCUUGCGGAUACUGUCACUUCCAGCAUCUCAGGCGACCCGCAGUGCCCGACCGAUGUCAGCGAAGUCUGAUUCGCAGACUAAGCCUGCCACAGCUUAUUGUUUUCGUGAUGCCGCAUGUUCGCACCCGCUGUUGGAAACGACCUUGGCUAACAGCAACCUUUUCAUCAACAAUGACGUGA
Messenger RNA from Symbiodinium sp. CCMP2592, 1005 nucleotides. The record is from the annotation of a GenBank genome assembly. Lineage: Eukaryota; Dinophyceae; Suessiales; Symbiodiniaceae.